AUGAAGAAUUAUUCCGUGAAAAGUUCGGUUGACAUCGGUAUCACAUUGAACAAACCGGAUAGUGUAAAACAAAAUUACCAGCCGGAGGUUAACCAUAUCCUUGACAUGUACAAAGGUGCCACAAUUCUGAUUACUGGUGGCACCGGAUUUCUCGGAAAGGUCCUGUUGGAAAAAGCUAUCCGGUGUUUGAAUGUAAGGAAAAUAUUCGUUCUCAUCCGUCAGAAGGAGGGACUGAGCGCAGAGGAACGGCUUUUCAAACUGAUGCAGGAUGCGAUCUUUGGAAAAGUCCGCCAAAACUAUCGGAAUCAAGACGACCUAAUGGCUAAAUUAGAAGCUGUACAAAUUGAUCUAGAAAGUGACCGGCUAUGCCAGUGUAGUGAGGACUGCGAGCGUCGGUUGCUGCAACAGACGGAAAUUGUUUUCAAUGUUUUGGCUUCGGUAAAGUUUAACGAAACGAUUCGAAAUGCUCUUCAGACCAAUGUGGCUGGCACCAGGAAAGUGCUGCAAUUGGCACAGCGUAUGAAAAAGCUGCGGUCCUUGGUGCACAUUUCCACACUUUACUCCAACUGUCAACGAAAGGUCAUCGAAGAGAAAGUCUAUCAGGACAUUCCGAUGGAUCAUGCUACGAUAUUGCAGCUCACGUCUACUCUGUCCGAGCAACAGAUGGACAACUUUCAGCACUGUUUUCUCGGGCCGAUGCCAAACACGUACACUUUCAGUAAAAAAUGUGCCGAAGCGAUGAUUCAGAAUGAAUUUUCGCAUCUACCGAUAGGCAUUUUCCGGCCACCGAUAGUACUUUCUACCUACCGAGAACCGGUACCUGGCUGGACGGAUAAUCUGAAUGGACCUUCCGGUGUGUGCAUGUGGGCAGUCAAAGGGCUAAUUCACGUCAUCUGGGGCGAUGCAUCAAAGAAGGCGAACCUCGUGCCAGUAGAUUAUUGCGUUAACGCCAUUAUCGUGGCCGCCUACGACAUCCGGGAAAAGCAUCGUCGGAACGAAUCCUCAUUGGAUGGCUCCGAGAAUGAAAUGCAAUCAACACAACAUCACAACGAUGAUAAUGUUUCCUCUGUUGUGUGUGAAUGGCAGGAUAAAUUGACUUCCGUCUCCCAUCGGAAGCGAGAAAUGCCAACGUAUAAUUUUAUGUAUUCGGAGCACAGUCUGUCUUGGGGAAAAUAUAUGCAGAUGGUAUCCUUGGGUUUCGAUAACCGGUUGCAUCAAUUGGUGUGGAACUACUCGUAUGUGAUAACGUCAUAUCGGCCUCUGUUUCAUCUAUUGUCCUUCUGCUUUCAUACGGUUCCUGCCAUUCUUCUGGAUACUGUCAGAAGGUUUCGUCGUAAGAAGCCUGUCUACCAGAAGGCAAUGAAGAAGACUCGUCACAUACUGGAGAUGAUGUCAUACUUUGGACUACGUCAAUGGACCGUUCGUAAUGCAAACGUACGUCAUAUGCGUACGUUGCUAUCCCGGGAAGAGACACAGCUGCUAGAAUUUGACAUGGCUGCCAUCGACUGGAACGAAUAUUUUCGGACCUACAUUCCCGGUAUUCGGUGCUAUUGGUUCGGGGAAUGCACUAUUCGGCCUGGUUGUUGGAAUCCAACCGCGCAACGAAGAUUUCAUUAUGUGCAGCGACUGUUUCACCGCCUCGUUUAUAUCUGGAUUUGUGUGCGGCUCACCCGGUUGACAUCGAAAUUUGUGCUGAAGAAUUUAUUUGCAAUGCUAAUUGCGUAAUACUUUUCAACUCGUGCGUACGAAAUUUCAGUGUAAUAUUCCGUCUAUCGUGUAGAGAAGCGUUAUGGUUAGGAAUUAGACCCGUGCCAUUUCUUGCUACAAUCGGUAUUUAAUUUACAGCUGUACACUGUUCUGUAAAACAGUACAUCUCAUUAACUAUGCUGAUAAUUUCCAUUAGUGGUGUGAAUCGAGCUCAAAAUUAAUCACGAAUAAUAUAGUCCGUGUGAUUGUUAAAAAUGAUGGAAUGUGUCUACUUUUAGUGCUAUUAAAAGAGUCGCCAUGCCACGUUGUCUGAGUUUAAAGCAUCAGUCCACCUCACUUCUUUUAGUAUAUUUCCUCUCUUAAAUAUGAUUUAAAUAGAAGUUAACACUAAUCAUACCAACACUAAAUAUAUACCUAUUUGUACCAUGCCCGGUCAGAUGACCGGACUUUGUGUUCCCUUAUUAAAUAUAAGGAAAAUGUA
Messenger RNA from Malaya genurostris, 2188 nucleotides. Its product is annotated as fatty acyl-CoA reductase wat-like. The transcript has 7 exons. Bases 1 to 1725 code for a protein of 574 amino acids. Gene Ontology annotation, cellular component: peroxisome. NCBI's taxonomy places the organism in Eukaryota, Metazoa, Arthropoda, Insecta, Diptera, Culicidae. The record is from RefSeq and is a predicted model, not a curated record. Gene Ontology annotation, biological process: long-chain fatty-acyl-CoA metabolic process. Gene Ontology annotation, molecular function: alcohol-forming very long-chain fatty acyl-CoA reductase (NADP+) activity.